Racocetra persica is the source of this 348-nucleotide messenger RNA. The record is from the annotation of a GenBank genome assembly. Lineage: Eukaryota; Fungi; Glomeromycota; Glomeromycetes; Diversisporales; Gigasporaceae.
CUAUUUAUCAUGAUGCUCCUACUAAUGCUAAAAAUCUAUAUCAUAAAGAUGGUGCUAUGAAAAUGAUUAGAUGUCUUAGUGAUUUGGUUAUGCGUAAAAAAUCUAGUGUUGCUUAUCUUAUAGAAGGUUUCCUUACUACUCAUGUGUUUUCUGAAUUUCAAAGUUCUUAUCCAUUUUUAAGAGAUAGGGCAUGUGAUAUGAUGAUCAGGUUUGAUAGUUUGGAUUUUGAACAAGAAUCAAAUUUAGGAAUAGCAUUUCAAGGAAUUACUAAUUGUAUGCGUGAUGAAGAACUACCAGUAAAAGUUCAAGCUUGUUUAGCUUUGCAAAGCAUGAUACGACAUGAAACAG